Molecule: messenger RNA, 1613 nt
Organism: Cuscuta epithymum
Lineage: Eukaryota; Viridiplantae; Streptophyta; Magnoliopsida; Solanales; Convolvulaceae
Source: the annotation of a GenBank genome assembly
AACAUGGUUGAAAGCUAAUGGACCCCUUUCCAUCCACUCAUUGGCUAAAGGAGACAAAAACCACCUCUCCACCCUCUUUCAUCUAUCAUGCUCGACCAACCAAGCAAAAGGAGGAAGGAAAGAGCUCUGCAAACCAUCCCCAUAGCUGAAAAUUCGAGCUCAACCUAAGGGAGUCCAAGGAGGAAGAUUAAAGAAGGAAAAAAGUUGGGAAAAGUGUGAUUAAUUAAGGCACUUGUAAAGGGUAUUUCAAGUGAUUUCACAAAGUUGGAAAAGUCACCGGAAUUGUCGUCGGAGUUGACCAAAAGUCGCCGGAGUUUCACCGGAGUUCAACCAAGAAGGGUAGAACUUCAUAACGCUAGUUCAAGGUUGAAGCUAGGGCUUGCUACUUGCACCUUCUUACGGGUGAUAUCAACUCAGGAAGACGUGGUUCGUGCUUCCUUAUUUUCUUUCAAACUACCGAACACUUGCUCAUGGAUAUUUGUUCUACUAUAAACUGUUUUUGGGCCUGCAUGCCCAUGUUGUUGGCCGGUUGUGGCUUAUGACUUACCAUUGAAUAUUUCGGCUAUUCACUGGUUUAAAUGUUAUGUUGUUAUGUAUGUUUACUACUGAGUAUGGAUGAAUUAUUUUCUCGAACGCCUUGUGUAAUUAAAUGAGGUUGACUCGCGGGUGACGUCACUUGAUUAUACGGCGGUUGUACACGCGCUUGGAUUGCGGUCUGGGGCGUGACAUAACUAGAAAGGAUCUAAAGGGAAAAGAGUUGCUCCUGGUUUUAAACCUUUUCAUUCACUACCAAAGUCCAAAACUUCUCAAGCACAUCUUGCUUCUAAUCAUAAUCCUCAAGAAACUGCUAAAGACUGUGUCUCUCAAGAAAAUGCCCACUUGGAUCUAUGCAACCCUGAUAUGUACAACAAGUUCUUACAAUUCAUCAAAACUCAAAAUAAUACCCAUUCUUCUCCUCAUGCUGCAACGAUCGCUCACCUAGUUGCACCCAUUUAUUCUACUAACACUACUUCAUUCCUAGGUAAACACAUUGCUCUAAAUAGUUUUAUUAAUUCCACUACUUGGAUUUUAGAUACUGGUGCAUCAGAUCAUAUGAUCUAUGAUGCACACUUAUAUACUUCUAUGAUUAAACCUAUUUCUAUAAAACUUCAAAUUCUAAAUGGUUAUUUUAUUACUGCAACUCAAGUUGAAAAUGUUCAAAUAAAUAACAACCUUACCUUUCAUAAUGUUUUGUAUGUACCUGAGUUUCACUUUAAUCUUAUUUCUGUUUUAAGCCUAGUUUUACAUGACAAUCUUUCUGUCAGCUUCACCUCUAAUCAUGCUUCAUUGCAGGACCAGCUUACCAACAAAAUCAUUGGUUAUGCUGACUUGAAAAAAUGGACUCUAUCAUUUCAAAGCUCCUCUUUCCACUGAUAUUUGUGCUCAUCAUAUUGCUCAUUCUGUUUCUAGCAAAGGCGAUCUUUCUUUUAAUAUUUGGCAUUAUAGACUAGGUCAUACUUCUUACAAUAAACAGAAACUCUUACCUGAUUGUAAUACAUCUUCUUCAGAUAACAGAAGUGUUCCUUGUGAUAUUUGUCAUUUUGCUAAACAAAAAAAAUUACCUUUUCCUGACA